CUGCUGGCCGAGGCCAAGCCAAUUAGGAGUAAUAGUAACGCCUCUGUGAUAACAUAUUUAAAAACAGAUUGUUGCGCAGAGGAGAAAUUCCAGCCAGGGAAGAGCAGAGUGAGAACAUGGGAAUAACAACAUAGACACCAAGGUCAGUGCAGAAGGAGGGGGAGGAGGUGCUCCAGGUGCCAGAGCUGAGGCCCCUGCAGCCCAUGGAGGACCAUCAGGGUGUAGACACCCACCUGCAGCCCAUGGAGAAGCCCACGCUGGAGCAGGUGGAUGCAUGAAGGAGGCUGUGACCCCGUGGGAGGCCCAAGAUGGAGCAGGGUCCUGCCAGAGACUUGCAGCCCAUGGAGAGGGAAGCCCAUGCUGGAGCAGAUUUUUCCCAGGGAAGGACUUGUGGCCCCUGGGGGGGGACCCAUGCCAGUACAGCUGUGGUGGGUUGACCUUGGCUGGAUGCCAGGUGCCCACCCAGCUGCUCUAUUACUCCCCUUCCCAACGGGACAGGGGAGAGAGUAAGGUGGAUUAAAAAAAACAACUCAUGGGUUGGGAUAAGGCAGGUUAUUUAAAGCAAAAAACUAAAGCGAAGCUUGCGCGUGCAGGAACGAAAGAUAGCAUGGUUUAUUCUCUACUUCCCGUGAGCAGCAAUGAUUGGCCACUCCUGAGAAUCAGGACUUCAGCAUGUGUGGUGGUUUCUCAGCAGGGAGCCAUUAGACAAUGAAUGCCUGCCCUCCUGCUCCUUGCCUUAGCUUUUAUAUCUGAGCUGACGUCAUAUGGUAUGGUAUAUCCCUUUGGUCAGUUUGGGUCAGCUGGCCUACUUGUGUCCCCUCCCCGGAUCUUGCCCUCAAUUGAGGAAGGAAUGUUACAGUACUGAUGCUGUGCUCAGCAGUAGCCAAAACACUGGUGUGUUAUCAACACCUUUCUAGCUACCAAUGCAAAGCAGAGCACUGUGAGGGCUGUUUUGGGGAAAUAAACUCCAUCUCAGCCAGACCCCAUACACAGUGAAAAGGCUUUGCUGCUGCUGUCAUCAAGAGUGUGGUACCCUAGACAUGAUCCCCCAAGAAGGAUGUAGCUGUCCAGGUCACUGGCUGCAAGGGAGUGCAUGCGCCUGGUGUUAGUACUGGAGGACAGUGCAAAAGACACCUGUGUGCAGUGUGAACAGGUGAAUGAUCUACUGUCUAGUGGCAGUGUUUAAAGAAGAAGUGGAAAGGCUAAGGAGUAUCAGGGAGAGUGAAAGGAAAAUAGACUGGUGGAGUUACACCCUUCCAACCCUGAGAGAAACUCAUUAGGAGUCAGAGAUGCCCUGCCCCUCUUGCCAUCAGGCAGAAGGAGGAGACCUAGUAGAUGGGGGGAAAUGGAAACAGGUCCCUGCUUGGGGAGGUAAAAGAAUUCCCUCCUGAUCCCCAUCGCCUUCCCAGGUGUCCUUACAGAAUAGGUAUGAGGUCCUGGAUCUAGAGGGUCAGGCAGAUGACACUUGAGAAAAAAAUCUGUCUGGAGGGUCUCCCAGUUGCACUCCAUCAGGCGGAUGACAACCUCAGCUAUUAAGAAGAAAAGUAGUUGUAGUAGGUGACUCCCGAGGGGAACUGAGGGCCCUGUAUGCCAACUGGACCCAUCCCACAGGGAAGUCUGCUGCCUCCCUGGGACCCAGGUAAGGGAUAUCACCAGGAGACUCCCUGAACUAAUUCAGCCCUCUGAUUAUUACCCGCUGUUGGUUGUCCAGGUUGGCAGUGAUUAGGUUGAUAAGAGGGGAACCAGGGUAAUUAAAAAGGACUUCAAGGCUCUGGGUUGACUGCUUGAUGGAACAGGAGUGCAGGUGGUGUUCUGCUCAAUUUCUUUAGUAACAGGGAUGAACGGUGAAAGGAACAGGAAAACCCACGACAUCAAUAAGUGGCUUAAGGACUUGGUGUCAUCAGCAGAAUUUUGGGGUUUUUGAUCAUGGGACAAUUUUUAUGGCACCAGACCUGCUAGAGUCAGAUGGGCUUCAUCUAUCUAGCAUGGGCAAAAGGACUCUAGCCUAUGAGUUGACAGGGCUGAUUAAGAGGGCUUUAAGCUAGGUUUGAAGGGGGAAGGGAAUGAAACCAGGCUCUCCAGAGAUGAGCCUAAGGGUGAUAAGCCAGAGUUAGGGGUGAAAUCAGCAGCCCAGUUGAACUGCACAUACACUGAUGCAUGCAGUAUGGGCAACAAACAAGAGGAGCUGGAAGCCAUCGUGCAGCAAGAAAGCUAUGACAUCACCAUCAAGGAAAUGUGGUGAGAUGACUCAUGACUGGAGUGCUGCAAUAGAUGGUUACAUGCUCUUCAGAAGGGACAGGCAAGGUAGGAGGGGUGGCUCUGUAUAUUAGGGAGUCUCUUGACUAUAGAACUUGAGGUUAGUGAAGAUAAGGUGGAGUGAUUAUGGGUAAGAAUGAGGGGGAAGGCCAACAAGUCUGACAUCCUGGUGAGUGUCAGUUAUAGACCACCCAACCAGGAUGAAGAGGUGGAUGAAUUAUUCUAUAAGCAGCUGGUGAAUGUUUCAAGAUUGCCAGCUCUUGUUCUUGUGGGAGACUAACCUGCCAGAUGUCUGCUGGGAACUCAACACAGCAGAGAAGAGGCAGUCUGGGAGGUUCUUGAAGUGUGUGGAGGAUAGCUUCUUGUCACAACUGGUGAGCAAGCCUACCAGGUGUGGGGCCCCUCUAGACCUGCUGUUUACAAACAGAGAAGGGCUGGUGGGAGAUGUGGUGGUCAGAGGCCCUCUUGGGAUACUGGUCAUGAAACAAUAGUUUUCAAUACUUGGUGAAACAAGGAGGGGCAUCAACAAAACCUCUAUGCUGGACUUCCGGAGGGCAGACUUCGGCCUAUUCAGGAUGCUGAUUCAGAGAGUACCUUGGGAAACAGCCCUUAAAAACAAAGGGGUCCAGGAAGUAUGGACAUACUUCAAAAAAGAAAUCUUGAAGGCACAGGAGCAGGCUGUCCCUAUGUGCAGGAAAACGAGUUGAUGGGGAAUCCGACUGGCCUGGCUGGGCAGGGAGCUUUUGCAGGAACUCAGAGAAAAAAAAAGUGUUUAUCGCCUUUGGAAAAAGGGGCAGAUAACUCAGGAAGUGUUUAAGUAUGUCAUUAGAUCAUGCAGAAAGAAAAUUAGAAAGGCGAAGGCAUAAUUUAAACUUAAUCUGGCCACUAAUGUAAAGUAUAAUAAAAAGUGGUUUUAUAAAUACAUUAAUAGCAAAAGGAGGGGCAAGGAAGACCUCCAUUCUUUAUUGGAUGUGGGGGGAAUAAAGUUACAAAAGAUGAGGAAAAGGCUGAGGUUAUUAACACCUUCCUUGCCUCAGUUUUCAACAGUAAGACAGGUUGUCCUCAGGACAACAAGCCUCCUGAGCUGGUAGACAGGGAUGGGGAGCUGAAUGGUUCCCCUGUAAACUAAGAGGAAGCAGUGACCUGCUGAGCUACUUAGAUGCUCACAAGUUCUGUGGGAUCAUAUGGGAUCCAUCCUAGGGUGAUGAGGGAGCUGGCAGAGGAGUUUACCAAGCUGCCCUCCAUCAUUUAUCAUCAGUCUGGCUAACCAGGGAGGUCCCAGAUGACUGGAAGUUGGCCAAUGUGACACUCAUCCAUAAGAAGGACCAGAAGGAGGAUCCGGGAAACUACAGGCAUGUCAGCCUGAUUUUGGUGCCCAGGAAGGAUAUGGAACAGAUUGAGUGAGAUAAUACGGCACCUACAGGACGGCCUGGGGAUCAGACCCAUCCAGCAUGGAUUUAGGAGGGGCAGGUCCUGCUUGAUCAACAUGAUCUCCUUUUAUGACCAGGUGACCCACCUGGUGGAUGAGGGCAAGGCUGUGGAUGUGUCUACCUGGACUUCGGCAAAGCCUUUGACACUGUCCCCCAUAGCAUACUCCUGGAAAAGCUUACAGUCCAAACUUGGACAGGUACACCCUUCACUGGGUUAAGAACUGGCUGGAUGACCGGGCCCAGAGAGUGGUGGUGAACGGUGCUGCAUCCAGUUGGUGGCUGGUCACUAGUGGUGUCCCCCGGGAUCAGUGUUGGGCCCAGUCCUUUCUAAUACCUGGAUGAGAGGAUUGAGUGUACCAUUAGUAAAUUUGCACAUGACGCCAAGUUGGGUGGGAGUGUCGAUCUUCUGGAGAGUAGGAGGGCUCUGCAGAGGGACCUGGACAGGCUGGAUAGAUAGGCUGAAUCCAACAGUAUGAGGUUCAACAAGACCAAGUGACAGGUCCUGCACUUUGGCCACUACAGGUUUAGUGGCUGGACAGUGGCCAGGCAGAAAGGGACCUGGGGGUACUGAUUGACAGCAGGCUGAACAAGAGCCAGCAGUGUGCCCAGGUGGCCAAGAAGGCCAAUGGCAUCCUGGCCCAUAUCAGGAAUAGUGUGGCCAACAGGACCAGGGAAGAGAUUCUUCCCCUGUACUUGGCACUGGUUAGGCAACACCUUGAGUACUGUGUCCAUUUCUGUGCCCCUCAGUUUAGGAAGGAUAUUGAGAUGCUGGAGUAUGUCCAGUGAAGGACAACGAGGCUGCUGAAGGGUCUAGAACACAAGUCCUAUGAGGAGUGGCUAAGGGAGCUAGGGGUUGUUUAACCUGGAGAGGAAGAGGCUCAGGGGGGACUCUACAACUACCUGAAAUGAGAUUGUAACUGAGUGGUGGUCAGUCUCUUCUCCCAGGCAACUAGCAAUAGGACAAGAUGACAUAGUCUUAAACUGCACCAGGGGAGGUUUAGGUUAGACAUGAGGAAGAAUUUCUUCAUAGAAAGGGUGUUUAGAUGUUGAAUUGGGCUGCCCAGGGAGGUGGUGGAGUCACUGUCCCUGGAGAUGUUUAAGGAAAGGCUGGAUGUGCACUUAAUGUCAUGGUCUAGUAGACAAGGUAAUGUCAGGUCAUAGGUCGAACUUGAUGAUCUCAGAGGUCUUUUCCAACAUAGUUGAUUCUGUGAUUCAUGGUACAGGUACUAAGGGAGCCAAUUAGAAAAGGUGCCCUCCUUGGUUUGUUGACUGUUUACAGAGAGGGGCUCAUGACUGAAGUGGCGAUUGGUGGCUAUCCUGGCCACAGCAACCAUGAAACAGUGGUGUUUAAAAUCUCUUGACAGAAGGAAAAAUGCCAGCAAAACCUCAACCCUGGACAUGAGGAGAGCAGACUUCAAGUGGCUCACCAAACAAGCUAGUAAGAUCCCCUGAGAAAACACUGUUUAAGGUACCAGGGUUAAUCAGGACUGGUCAAUUUUUAAGCACCACCUCCUAACAGCACAGGAGCAGGCAAUUCAAAAAUGUUGCAAGUCAAGCAGAUGAGGCUAAGCAGGAAUCUUCUUCUGCAGCAAAGGCAAAACAGGAAGGUGUAUGGCCAGUGGAAAUAAGGUCAGGUGACAUAGGAGGAAUACAGAGAUGUUGCUUGCCACUGUAGGGAGAAAAUUCAUGCAGCCAAACCUCAAUUAGAGCUGAAGCUGGGUAGUACUGCGGGGGAAUAUAAAAAUGUUUUUUAAAUACGUUAAUAGCAAAAGGCAGCGCAGAAAUAAUAUCAGCCCGUUACAGGAUGAGGAUGGUCACCUCACAAACAGCAGCAUAAACAAGGCAGAGAUGUUUAAGGGUAGUAGUGGGUUGACCUUGCCUGCCAGCCAGGUGCCCACCAAGCCACUCUAUCACUCCCCUUUCCCAGCCGGACAAGGGAGAGAAAAUAAGAUGGAAAGCAGCUUGUGAGUUAAGGCAGUUUACUAAAACAAAAGUGAAAGCGUGUGUACAAAAGCCAAGCAGAAAAAAAUAAAAAAGGUUAAUUCUCUACUUCCCAUCAGCGAGUAAUGUCCAGCCAUAUCCCAGGAAGCAGGGCUUCAGCAUGCACAACAGUUUCUCAGUAGGCAGGCACUGUAAGCAAUGAAUGCCCUCCCUUCCUGCUACUUUGCUUAGCUUUUAUAUUUGAGCUGAUGUCAUAUGGUAUGGAAUAUCCCUUUGGUUAGUUUGGGUCAGCUGGCCUGGUUGUGUCCCCUCCCAGGAUCUUGCCCUCGAUUGGGAAAGGAAUGUUGCAGUGCUGAUGCUGUGCUCAGCAGUAGCCAAAACACUGGUGUGUUAUCAACACCUUUCUAGCUACCAAUGCAAAGCAGAGCACUGUGAGGGCUGUUUUGGGGAAAUGAACUCCAUCUCAGCCAGACCCAAUACACUUUCUUUGCCUUUGUCUUCAACACCGAUGAUGGGCUAAGGGGGUCCCAGAACCCUGAGCUGGAGGACCAUGACUACAAGAAUGGUCAACUCCCAGUCGACCCUGAAAUUGUGUGGGAUCUGCUGGUCCAGCUGGAUCCCUUUAAGUCAAUGGAGCCUGAUGGGAUUCAUCGGAGAAUAAAGUGCUGGCUGAUGUCAUUGUGAGGCCUCUCUCAAUGAUUUUUGACUGGUCUUGGGAUCUGGAGGGGUCCCAGUUGACUGAAAGCUGGCAAAUGUCCCAAUUUUCAAGAAGGGCUAGAAGGAUGACCCUGGAAACUACAGGUCUGUCAGUCUCAAUUCAGUGACUGAUAAAAUUAUGGAUAAGAUUAUUCAUGGCUUCAUGAGGGGCAAGUCCUGCUUGUCAAAUUUAAUUUUCUUUUUCAACAAAGUAACCCACCUAGUUGAUCAAGGGAAACCAGUUGAUAUAAUAUUUUGGAUUUCAGUAAAGCUUUUGAUACUGUCUCUCACAGGAUCCUUCUGGACAAACACUCCAACACACAGCUGAAUAAACACAUGCAAUGGGUGAGCAACUGACUGACGAGUCAGGCGCAAAGGGUUAUAUUGAAUGGGGUAAUAUCAGGCUCUGUGCUUUUCAACAUCUUCAUAAAUGACUUGCAUGCAGGACUGGAAGGGAUACUAGGUAAGUUUACCAGCUAUACUAAAUUGGGAGGAGCUGCUGACUACUUUGGAGGCAGAAAGGCCCUGCAGAGAGACCUGGACAGAUUAGAGGGCUGGGUAAUAACCAACCAUAUGAAGUUUAACAAAGACUCGUGCCAGAUUCUGCACCUGGGAUGGGGCAACCCUGAAUGUACAUACAGACUGGGGAGCAAGAAGCUGGAGAGCAGCACGGUGGAAAGGGACCAGGGGAUCCUGACCAAUCGCAAGUUGAAUAUGAGUCAGCAGUGUGCCCUGGCAGCCAGGAGGGCCAACUGCGUUCUGGGGUGCAUCAGGCACAGCAUCGCCAACCAGUCAAGGGAGGUGAUUGUCCUGCUCUACUCUGCGCUGUUGUGGCCUCACCUUGAGUACUGUGUGCAGUUUUGGGCACCACAAUAUAAGAAGGAUCUAAAAGCUAUUAGAGAGCAUCCAAGGGAGGACCAUGAAGAUGGUGAAGGGCAUUGAGAGGAAGCCCUAUGAGGAGCGUCUGAGGUCACUUGGCUUGUUCAGCCUGGAGAAGAGGAGACUGAGGGGAGACCUCAUUGCAGUCUACAACUUCCUCACAAGGGGAAGCGCAGGGUGAGGCACUGAUCUCUUCUCUCUGUUGACCAGUGACAGGACAUGAGGGAAUAGCAUGAAGCUGUGUUAGGGGAGGUUUAGGUUAGAUAUUAGAAAGAGGUUCUUCACGCAGAGGGUGGUUGGGCACUGGAACAGGCUCUCCAGGGAAGUGGUCAUAACAUCAAGCCUGCUAGAGUUCAAGAAGCAUUUGGGCAAUGCUCUGAGGCAGAAGGUGUGAUUCUUGGGAAUAUCCUGUGCAGGGCCAGGAAUUGGACUUCAAUGAUUCUUGUGGGUGCCUUUCAAUUCCAUAUAUUCUAAGAUUCUAUGAUUCUAUGACAUUUAUUUCCAUUACCUCACUAACCGGCGGAUCCCCAAAGCAACAUCUGGACAGAGGUACACAAGUGAAGACGCAGGCACCAUUAAACUCCGACUAUGCUACAGGAUCACUGGCUGCUGUUCACACAUGCUCAUCAAGAGCAGGACCACCCUCGGUGCUUGUUUGCCAUGGCUCCUGCAUCAGGUGCUUUCCAGGACUUCCAGUCACCACAGCUCCUGUGUGACGGCCACCACUUCCUGCGUGGUGCCGGCACAUCUGCUGGUUGCUGCUGCAGCUGUGCCAAAGGGACUUGGAAGUUUUUUCCCUUUGUGAACGGUUUCCACUUGAGUGGCACAGUGACAGACCGUGCAACGCAAUCGGAACCAGAAACUCUUUGCAAUGUAGCUAUCAGCUUUGAUCGUUGCAAGAUUACCUCAGUGACCUGUAGCUGUGGAAACAAGGACAUAUUUUACUGUGCCCAUGUUGUGGCACUCUCUUUAUACCGGAUCCGCAAGCCAGAUCAGGUCAAACUGCAUCUUCCCAUUUCAGAGACACUGUUUCAAAUGAACAGAGACCAACUACAAAAAUUUGUACAGUAUUUGAUCACAGUGCACCACACAGAAGUGUUGCCAACUGCUCAGAAAUUAGCAGAUGAAAUUCUUUCUCAGAAUUCAGAAAUCAAUCAAGUCCAUGGUGCUCCUGACCCAACAGCAGGUGCCAGCAUAGAUGAUGAAAACUGCUGGCAUUUGGAUGAGGAACAGGUCCAAGAACAGGUUAAACUCUUCCUCUCCCAGGGUGGAUACCAUGGAUCAGGGAAGCAGCUCAAUUUGCUUUUUGCAAAGGUGCGAGAGAUGCUAAAGAUGAGAGAUUCAAAUGGAGCUCGCAUGUUGACGUUGAUAACAGAACAGUUCAUGGCUGACCCUCGUCUGUCCCUUUGGACACAGCAAGGAACUGCAAUGACUGACAAGUAUAGGCAGCUCUGGGAUGAACUGGGUGCUCUGUGGAUGUGUAUAGUCUUAAAUCCCCACUGCAAGUUGGAGCAGAAGGUCAGUUGGCUAAAACAGCUGAAAAAAUGGAAUAGUGUGGAUGUUUGUCCCUGGGAAGAUGGAAACCAUGGAAAUGAGCUGCCCAAUUUAACCAAUGCUUUGCCUCAGGGUGCAAAUGCUAACCAAGAUUCAUCAAACAGACCACAUCGGACGGUGUUCACUCGAGCCAUAGAGGCAUGCGAUCUGCACUGGCAGGACAGCCACUUGCAGCACAUUAUCAGCAGUGACCUAUACACCAACUACUGUUACCAUGACAACACCGAAAACUCACUCUAUGACUCUCAGGGGUGGCCCCUCUGGCAUGAACAUGUUCCUACAGCCUGUGCGAGGGUGGAUGCAUUACGAUCUCAUGGAUACCCACGAGAAGCACUGAGGCUAGCAAUAGCUAUUGUUAAUACACUAAGAAGGCAGCAGCAGAAACAGCUGGAAAUGUUCCAGGCUCAGAAGAAAGAACUUCUCCACAAAGGAGUAACCUCAAUAACAAAUCUUGAAGGUUGGGUGGGACAUCCUUUGGAUCCGAUUGGCACCCUCUUCAGUAGCCUGAUUGAAGCCUGCAGGGUAGAUGAUGAGAGCUUCCAUGGAUUCUCAGACUUCACGGAGAACAUGGGGCAAUGCAAAUCUCUGGAGUACCAGCAGCUACCUGCACACAAGUUUUUAGAAGAAGGGGAAUCUUAUUUAAUACUGGCUGUGGAAGUAGCAUUGAUAGGGCUGGGACAGCAACGGAUAAUGCCAGAUGGCUUGUAUGCACAAGAGAAGGUUUGUCGAAAUGAGGAGCAGCUCAUUUCUAAGCUACAGGAAAUUGAAUUGGAUGAUACUCUGGUGAAGAUUUUUCGAAAACAAGCAGUCUUCCUAUUAGAAGCUGGACCAUAUAGUGGUUUAGGUGAAAUCAUCCAUCGAGAGAGUGUUCCAAUGCACACAUUUGCCAAGUACCUUUUCACCUCUCUCCUACCUCAUGAUACUGAAUUGGCAUACAAAACUGCACUGAGAGCCAUGAGGUUGCGAGUAUUGGAAUCUACGACUCCUUUGGGAGAUAUGUCCCAUCCACACCACAUUGUAUCAGUUGCUCCAAACCGAUAUCCCCGCUGGUUCACCCUAAGUCACAUCGAAUCCCAGCAAUGUGAGCUGGCAUCCACCAUGCUAACAGCAGCCAAAGGUGAUGUUCAGAGGCUGGAAACAGUGUUAAAAUCCAUUCAGAAAAAUAUCCACUCCUCAUCACACAUCUUCAAACUUGCCCAGGAUGCAUUUAAAAUAGCAACACUCAUGGACAGCUUGCCAGACAUCACUCUUCUGAAAGUUUCUCUGGAGUUGGGCCUUCAGGUGAUGCGGAUGACACUGUCAACACUGAAUUGGCGACGACGGGAAAUGGUGAGGUGGUUGGUAACAUGUGCAACAGAAAUAGGUGUUUAUGCACUGGAUAGUAUAAUGCAAAACUGGUUUACACUUUUCACUCCAACAGAAGCCACUAGUAUUGUUGCUACAACAGUGAUGUCCAACAGCACCGUUGUCCGUCUGCAUCUGGACUGCCAUCAACAGGAGAAACUGGCCAGCAGUGCUAGGACACUUGCUCUACAGUGUGCCAUGAAGGAUCCUCAAAACUGUGCCCUCUCUGCACUGACCUUAUGUGAAAAGGAUCACAUAACUUUUGAGACUGCUUACCAAAUUGUUCUAGAUGCUGCUACGACCAGCAUGAGCUACUCGCAGCUUUUUACUAUAGCACGAUACAUGGAGCACCGUGGUUACCCCAUGCGGGCCUACAAGCUGGCCACUUUGGCCAUGACACAUCUCAACCUGAGUUACAAUCAGGACACACAUCCUGCCAUUAACGAUGUUCUCUGGGCAUGUGUGCUCAGCCACUCCCUUGGGAAAAAUGAGCUAACAGCUAUAAUACCUCUGGUAGUCAAAAGUGUCAAGUGUGCAACAGUACUGUCAGAUAUUUUGCGUAGGUGUACUUUGACCACUCCUGGCAUGGUGGGACUCCAUGGAAGGAGGAACUCUGGUAAACUCAUGUCACUGGACAAAGCCCCUUUAAGACAACUCUUGGAUGCCACGAUCGGAGCCUAUAUUAAUACAACUCAUUCGCGUCUCACUCACAUUAGCCCACGACACUAUAGUGAAUUUAUAGAGUUCCUCAGCAAGGCACGAGAGACCUUCUUAAUGGCUCAUGAUGGACACAUGCAGUUUACGCAGUUUAUUGAUAACCUAAAACAAAUCUACAAAGGCAAAAAGAAACUGAUGAUGCUGGUUCGUGAGCGGUUUGGUUAAUGAAAAUGCGUGAAGGGGGAGGUGGUUUGUUUUUACUUGAGCCUGCCUUUGUAUCCUUUUGAACUUAAAGAAGCAGUGCCACAUCGGUAUUAUAUGUGUAUAGUUAUAUUGAGUUUGAAAACUAAACUGUCAUGUUGUGAAAGUUUGUGUGUUUAAAUUUUUUUUCUGUUUUGUGUGAGAGAGAGGUCAAAAAAAGGUUUGGUUUACACUGAGUAUAUGUUGUCAAGUGGCAAAAGCCCACAUUGCUCUCCUGUUCUUUCUGUAUAUGUUCACAGCCUCAAAAAGAAAACAUAUUGCAAUGGCUUUAAAAAACAAACAAAACACCUCCAUCCUGUGAUAAGUACCUCAAAUGAAUUCAGCUUUACUCCUUUGUAACUCAUCCUUAUAGUUGUGUAUUUAAACAAACCAACAAAUGAAAUACUAGUACUUAAAAGGCUGACCAUGUGGCUUUGCAGUGCUGUUCGUCCAGAAGCAUGGCACACAAUGCUUGUGCAUGUGGAAACUUAGCAACUGUCAACAUACAUUCUCAGGGAUUUAUCAAAAUAAAUUUUUAAAAGUAUGAGAGCAUUUAUUGUACUGUAUAUAUAUUAUAGUAUAUGUCUGAAUAUUGAAAAAGUAUAACAUUAAUUUAUAAAAAAAUCAAAUCUAUGUAAAGCAAAAUACUUGAAACCGUAGCAGCUUGGUUUUAAAGAAAAACUAUCUAAAGGACUCAAGUGCGCCUUGCUUCAGGGUUGAUUCGGGGGGUGAACUAUAUUCUGGGCAUCUAUGCAGAGCCACCUUUUGGACUGCAUGAUUAGAACAAUACUUACUGGGGGAAAUUUUAUAUAUAUAUAUAUAUAUAUACACACACACACAUACAUACACACAUGCUUGUAACAGCCACUAUAGUAAAGAGGAACAACAAAAAAAUACACAACCAGAGCAACAAGCCUUAGCAUUAAGAAUACAGUAUACCAGAAUCAGGGUUUGUGCCUCCUAGCCUAGGAAAAUUAAAGAAAUAUAAUUUUUGGCACAAAAUGCAAAAUUAUUAAAGUGAUACAUUAUGCCUUUCGAGUGAGCUAAUAAUAAACUAACCUUUGUGCACAAAUAUAUAUAUUAUAUAUAUAUUCUGCAUAGGUAUUUUGACUUUGUGCAGGACAGAAAGUUGUGUAGGUAUGACUGUUCUACUUUUCCAUUCAUUUUUUUAACAUAUUUUCUCUAGAAUUACUCAAACAAAAGCAGCCUUCUAUCUUGCCUUGUCUUAAUGCUUUAAAUUAACCAGUCUGGAGAUCUAACUACCAAACCAUUCAUUAUAUUAUUAAAUACCAAAUUUGAUUACAGUAUAGUGUCUUUGUUUCAGCUGAUGGUUCUGUAUCCUUGUGAUUUUAAAACAGCUUUUAUGUUUUGGUGCAAAAGUUGUCCAGUGUCUCCUGUUCCCUUCAUUAGAGAACAUUCUAGAGAUAUGUUUGUAGGUAUUUUUGUUAAAAAAACCUAUUUCAUGCUCUCCAUUUUAUUUAUUAUAAUCGGUAAAAAUAUUGUACUUCAUUACCCAUGUAAACAUGCUCAUGAAGUUGAAAGUAAUUGAUUUGAUACACUGAUAUCAAUUUAUUUAUGCAACUAAAUCACUGUUUUAUAAACUUGUUAUUGAUCAACAAUUUUCUUUUUGAUUAAAAUUAGGUUUUUGAAAGUUGA
Molecule: messenger RNA, 12653 nt
Organism: Myiozetetes cayanensis
Lineage: Eukaryota; Metazoa; Chordata; Aves; Passeriformes; Tyrannidae
Product: zinc finger SWIM domain-containing protein 6
Exons: 15
Coding region: 7791-10982 (1063 amino acids)
Cellular component (GO): Cul2-RING ubiquitin ligase complex
Molecular function (GO): zinc ion binding
Source: RefSeq, a predicted model, not a curated record